GUUAUCUCUUAAACAGUUUGGGAACAAAUGUAAACGAAAGUGACAAAAUUUGGAAAGAUGUGAAAGUGUCGGAGAAUACUAUAUAGUAGUUGCCAAGUGGCAGGUAAUAAAACAUUACCUGCAGUAUUGGAGUGUGUGUUGUUUGGAAAUUGAAAAAUUACUACCAAAGAUGACAAAAAGUAAGAAACGACUAAAGGAAGAGCUGGAGGCGAAAGCACAGGCCACUGUUGUUGAAGAACGUCUAACAACGACAAAUGACGCUUAUACACAGGGUGCCUUCUGUUACCUCCGCUUGCUCACACACACUAUCGGAUUACUGCAAUUUGCCUAUGGCAUCUACUACCAUUGGUUCAAUGUGCAUUGGCCGCAGCACUUGCAGGAUGAAGAAGAGUUGAAAACGCGUUGGGGUGGCAAAUUUAAAUAUCUCACAUUUCUCGAUGUGAUAUUGCAAGCUCUUUAUCAUCUAGUGGCGCUACUUAAUGAUAUUAUUGGUUCUAAUGCAGUUGGGCCUCCACAUACAAUGCCUGGAAUCCGUAAAUUUCGAGAUUAUAUGUUUGCUGCAUGGGCUUUUCCCAUCGCACAUAAUGUGUGCAUCUCUUUUUGGGUUAUAUACGCUUACGAUCGAGAACUUAUCUUCCCAUCAGCGCUAGAUGCAAUUUUCCCAAACUGGCUCAAUCAUAUCGUUCACACCAAUGUGGCUAUGCUCGGCAUACUCGAUAUGUUUACUUGCUUCCGCCAGUACCCCAGUCGUGCAGCCGGCCUCACUGGCACUAUUGCAUUUAUGGUGCUUUACCUUAUUUGGAUGCACAUUGUACGUUUCUUUUCGGGUCAUUGGGUAUAUCCACUGCUGGAAGUUCUUAAUUUACCUAUGCGCUAUUUUAUGCUCAGCGCCUUGUUAGCUUUUACUGUGUGCUGCUAUUUCCUUGGUGAAUUGCUGAACAAUACUAUUUGGAGUCCAGAGUUACGUUUGCUGAAAAUAAAAAGCGCUAAGAGCGAGUAAAUGGAAUUCAUAAGCAACUGCGGAAGCUGCACAUCUGUUAAAAACAACAACAACAACAAUGCAUACAGUUUUACCACUGCAAAAUCUAGCUUUAAACAACGAAAGUGUUGAUGUAUUAUGAUUUGAGUACUUUUAUAUAGUACCGUUAUCAUGUACAUAUGUAUCAUUUUUAUUGACAAUUUUGACAAUGU
Bactrocera tryoni is the source of this 1191-nucleotide messenger RNA. Its product is annotated as androgen-induced gene 1 protein. The record is from RefSeq and is a predicted model, not a curated record. Bases 170 to 1000 code for a protein of 276 amino acids. Gene Ontology annotation, cellular component: endomembrane system; membrane. The transcript is spliced from 4 exons. NCBI's taxonomy places the organism in Eukaryota, Metazoa, Arthropoda, Insecta, Diptera, Tephritidae.